Messenger RNA from Ctenocephalides felis (cat flea), 1249 nucleotides. RefSeq names its product AH receptor-interacting protein. Lineage: Eukaryota; Metazoa; Arthropoda; Insecta; Siphonaptera; Pulicidae. The transcript is spliced from 7 exons. The record is from RefSeq and is a predicted model, not a curated record. Gene Ontology annotation, molecular function: peptidyl-prolyl cis-trans isomerase activity; protein binding. The coding region runs from base 206 to 1162 and encodes 318 amino acids.
GCAUGAACGUCAAAAUAUAAAAAAAAUAAGUUCAAUAAUUGAAUAUAUUACUAUAAUAUUUUAUAGUUAACGCCGCAAAAAUGAACCAAAAUCCUUUGCAAUACAAAUUAUAACUAUUUUUAUAAAAUCUUACAAAUUGGGCGAGUGAACAUUAUUAAAAUUAAAUUUGAAAUUAUUACUGAACUAGAGUAUUAGACACUAAACAAUGUCAGAGAAACCGCUGAUAGAAAAAGUCAUUCUGAGUUCUGGAACAAAAUCUGCAACAUUUAAAGAAGGCACAAAGGUAACAUUCCAUUAUGAAACCAAGAAAGUUGGGUGUGAUAAGGUGAUUGAUGACAGUAGAAAAGUGAAUGGAGGUAAACCUAUGGAAUUAGUACUUGGAAAAAAAUUUAAAUUAGAGGUCUGGGAAGCAAUUAUUCAAAAAAUGGCAAUUAAUGAAGUGGCUCGAUUUACUGUUGAUAAAAGUUUAGUUAAUCAAUAUCCUUUUAUUUCUCGUACAAUUCGAGAUGCUGGUAAAGCACCAGAGGAGAGAAGUCCACAUUGUUGUGCAAUGACUGUUCAAAAUACAGGCGUUGGUUAUGAUGAUUUAAAUGAAUUAUUACAUCAUCCUACUGAUUUACAGUUUACCAUAGAACUAAUAAAAGUUGAGAACCCUGAUGACUAUGAACGAGACACUUGGCAAUUAUCAGAGGAUGAAAAGAUUAAAUCUGUGGCAGUAUUAAAAGAAAAAGGAAAUUCAUUAUAUCAAGAAAAGAAGAUAGAAGAGGCUUGUGCCCAAUAUGCUAAAGCAAUUGGAAUAUUAGAACAACUCAUGUUGAAGGAGAAACCCAGGGACACUGAAUGGUUAGCAUUGCGGGAAAUGAAGCUUCCAAUUCUAUUAAAUUAUGCACAAUGCAAAUUAUUACAAGAAGAUUAUUAUGAAGUAAUACAACAUUGUAAUGAAGUUUUAGAAGCACAACCCACCAAUGUUAAAGCACUAUUUCGAAGAGCUAGGGCUCUACUUGAAGUUUGGGAACCUGAAGAAGCAAAAUCUGAUUUCAUCAAAAGUGCACAACUAGAUCCCGGAUUGCAAUCUAUAGCACUAAAGUAUUGUAAAGAAAUAGAUCAGCUGAAAAAACAAAAAGAUGAAGAAGACAAAAUUAAACUUCAGAAGCUAUUUUAAUGUACAAUAAAUUUAUAGCUAAUGGUAUGUACAAAAAUUAUUUUAAUAAUUGUAAUAGAAAAAAUUAAAUAUAGUGAUGCAAUGUAA